AUCUGGCCAGGAAGUGCCUCAGGUGAAGGACCUGCUCAUUAGCUGAUGAGCUGCAUGAGGCGUGUCUUCAGAAGUCUAUUCUAACAGUAUAAAGGGAUGGUCAACUAUGAUCCUAGAGGUAUGAUGUAUUUCCUGUUUCUUUCCAGUUGCAGCAGAGGUGUUGAGCAAGAAAUCAGUGCAAGCUUUUGCUCCAGAACGUCUGCUAAGUUCCUCUGGUGUACAUGGCCCAUUUGCUAUAGUCGAUUGUCCGCAUCUCCGCUGGGCGGUGAGCUCCUUCUGAGUUGUUUACUUCCAGAAGAGUUUUGCGGUCGCGUGUUUGCGCUCGCGGAAGGCGCGUGUGAGUUGUGACGUGGGGACGUUUGAUGUGGCUCCGCCUACACCGGUGUUUGUGGAGCGGGUUACUCAGAGUGAAUCACGUCCAGUAUGUGGAGCUCUGUGGACACGGGGACAUUCUAACACCGCUUUUGUUUCCAAAACGCGUCCGUGAUACAGUUUGUUCUGAAGAUAGAUAGCAGAUCUGCGAAGCGUGCAGCUCUACAGGCGUUGAUUUCACUGCAGCCUUCCACCCCGGUGAAUGAGAAGACCCGAGAGCGGAAAAGUCAGAGAAACUGGCAAACGAGGGGAGGUGAGUUGAGCAUGGCUGAAGCUGAUGAGGAGAGCAGCAGUCAGCAACGGAAGAAGCCACCAUGGCAUUAUUUGGAUGUCCCCAGCACACAGGGCUCCACGGAGGAGCCGAUCAACUUUAUACAGCCAUGGGCACGUAACAGUCUGUACCUUCGGAGUGCCAGCGUGCCCACAGAGAAUAUUCAGCUCAGAUACCCAAUAGUGGACCCCUACUCUCGGAGACCCUCGGUGCUGCGCAAACCCUCCCUUUCACAGACUAUCAAGAGCCCUACAGAGAAGAGGGUACACUUUGAGCAGAUGAGCACAGUGUUGGUUAAUGGCCAAUGCUUCUCUCGGCUGGAGGCCCCCAGGCGCCAGUCGCUACCCCAUAUUGUCCUCAGGGGUACAGCAGAUUGGUUUGGGGUCAGUAAGGACAUCGACACCACUCUGAAAUGGCAGAGGAAAAGCCUGCGCCACUGCAACCAGCGCUACGGCAAGCUGAAGCCACAGGUGCUCCGCGAGAUGGACCUGCCCAGUCAGGACAACAUUUCCAUUACAAGCACAGAGACUCCGCCACCUCUAUAUGUCCCUCCACAUGCACAUCAUGGCAUGCAGAAGAUUGUGGAUCCAUUGGCUCGAGGCCGAGCCUUUCGUAACAUUGACGAUGUGGAUGGUUUCAUUGGGACACAAACUCCUGGAGCUGUCUCCCUGUGCUCUCUUACCAGCUCCCGUUCUGGCUUCAACCGGUUGCCACGUAAACGCAAGAGAGAGUCUGUGGCCAAAAUGGGCUUCAGAGCAGCUGCAGCUCUAAUGAAGGGUCGUUCCGCCAAGGAUGGCGCAGCACGUCGAGUAAAGAGACGCAGUUUUGCUGUAAACAGCUUUAUGGAAGAUGACACAGGGGAAUUCCUAGAUGAAUUGGAUACCUCCUUUUUUACAAGGGAUGGACUGGUACAUGAGGAACUAUCUACAUAUGCAGACGAUGUGUUUGAGUCUCCCUCAGAGGCCUCCAUUCGUGAGAAUGAUGCAAACAAAGUGCCCUGUGAGACAGAUUUAACAGGCAGUGCCUUGGGGAAGCCUGAGUUAGAAAGGAGUCACCUAAUGCUGCCACUUGAGAGGGGCUGGAGGAAAGGGAGAGAUGGCUCUCUUGUCCAACCUAAAGUGCGCUUACGGCAGGAAGUUGUGAGUGUCAGUGGACAGAGACGGGGUCAGCGCAUCACCGUACCUGUCACAAAGCUCUUUGCCCGUGAGAAGCGCCCUUAUGGCCUGGGUAUAGUGGGACGGCUGACCAACCGUACAUACCGUAAGCGCAUUGACAGCUAUGUGAAGAGACAGAUAGAAGAUAUGAACAACCACAGGCCUUUCUUCACAUAUUGGAUAACAUUUGUCCACUUGCUCAUCACUAUCCUGUCAGUCUCCAUUUAUGGCAUUGCACCUAUUGGCUUCUCCCAACACGAAACUGUUGAUUCUGUUUUAAGAACUAAAGGCAUUUAUGAGAACGUCAAGUACGUGCAGCAAGAGAACUUCUGGGUUGGACCAACCUCAGUGGCGCUGAUACAUUUGGGAGCAAAGUUCUCACCAUGCAUGCGCCAGGACCAGCAGGUGCACGACCUGAUCCAGGAGAAAAGGGAGAAGGAGCGCAACUCAGCCUGCUGCGUCCGAAAUGACCAAUCAGGCUGCGUACAGACUUCUCAGAAAGAGUGUUCAAGUACAUUAGCUCUUUGGGUAAAGUGGCCUCAGCACCCAAGUGUUCCAUAUCUAGAUGGCAAAUUACGCGAGUAUGGCUCUGUGUGCCACCAAGACCCAAGGACUUGUCUGGAGCCAGCCUCUGUCUCACCCCAUGAGUGGCCUGAUGACAUCACCAAGUGGCCAAUCUGCACCAGGUACAGCAGUGGAAACCACACAAACCUGCCACACAUAGACUGUGUCAUCACAGGUCGGCCAUGCUGCAUUGGAACCAAAGGAAGGUGCGAAAUCACAUCCAGAGAGUACUGUGACUUUAUGAAGGGUUAUUUUCAUGAAGAGGCCACACUUUGUUCCCAGGUGCACUGCAUGGAUGAUGUGUGUGGCCUGCUGCCUUUUCUUAACCCAGAGGUCCCAGAUCAGUUCUAUCGUCUGUGGCUGUCUCUCUUCCUGCAUGCUGGGAUUCUACACUGCUUGGUGUCUGUGUGCUUCCAAAUGAUCAUCCUGAGGGAUUUGGAAAAGCUAGCAGGGUGGCUUCGAAUAUCCAUCAUCUACAUCCUCAGUGGCAUUACAGGCAAUCUGGCCAGUGCCAUAUUUCUUCCUUACAGAGCCGAGGUUGGCCCAGCUGGCUCUCAGUUCGGCAUCCUCGCCUGUCUGUUCGUUGAGCUGUUCCAGAGCUGGCAGAUCUUGGCACGGCCAUGGCGAGCCUUCAUCAAGCUGCUGUGUGUGGUUCUCUUCCUUUUCGCCGUUGGUUUGCUGCCUUGGAUUGAUAACUUCGCCCACAUUUGUGGCUUCAUCUCAGGCUUCUUCCUCUCCUUUGCAUUCCUGCCUUAUAUCAGCUUCGGCCGAAUGGACAUGUGUCGCAAGCGCUGCCAGAUAUUGGUCUCGCUCGCACUCUUUCUGGGAAUCUUCUCCAGCUUUGUGGUGCUUUUCUAUGUGUAUCCUGUCAAGUGUGAAUGGUGCGAGUUGCUUACCUGCAUCCCAAUGACAGAUAAAUUUUGUGAGAAAUAUGACCUCAACGCUCACCUCCACUGAGGGUUUAUAGAGAGGUGUGAUAAUCCAGAAGGACUAAUAUGGAGAGUUGUGAAAAGUUCUAACAGACAUUGUUUGCUCUGUAAGAGUCUGUAUUAAUCUGUACUUUUUACAUUACUUUUUACUCAAUGAAGGGUAUUCAUUUUAUAGGCUCAGAGAAGAAUUCCUCCCUGGGGAGGAGAGGUGAUCUAAAUGCCUCUAGUGCCUUGUUGACAGAAACCAACUGCUGCCAUAUUUGUGUUCUAUUAACUUCGACCACUUGAACCUAUAAUAUGUACACUGCUACUUAAGUAGUGCAUGUUUGGUAGUGUUUUAGCUACCUGCUCCCUUGUAAUACACAGUACAUUAAGAGUAAA
Silurus meridionalis is the source of this 3671-nucleotide messenger RNA. It is a transcript of the gene rhbdf1b, whose product is annotated as rhomboid 5 homolog 1b (Drosophila). Bases 637 to 3318 code for a protein of 893 amino acids. Gene Ontology annotation, molecular function: serine-type endopeptidase activity. The transcript has 19 exons. Gene Ontology annotation, cellular component: endoplasmic reticulum membrane. The record is from RefSeq and is a predicted model, not a curated record. Gene Ontology annotation, biological process: regulation of protein secretion; regulation of epidermal growth factor receptor signaling pathway. NCBI's taxonomy places the organism in Eukaryota, Metazoa, Chordata, Actinopteri, Siluriformes, Siluridae.